Messenger RNA from Phytomonas sp. Hart1, 2116 nucleotides. The record is from the annotation of a GenBank genome assembly. Lineage: Eukaryota; Euglenozoa; Kinetoplastea; Trypanosomatida; Trypanosomatidae.
UUCAUUAUUUAAUAUUUACCUCAGUUGUUGUGUUUGGGGUCAUGAGCACUAAGUACACUGCACCGACAAGCAGACCGGCGGUUGCACUUGCACCAGCCGAAAGCAACAGUAAUAAUACGUCUGAUAUUACAAAAGUAAAGCUUUGCUCUGGACAUACACGUCCUGUUUGCCAUAUAAAUUACAGUGAAAUCAUUAACGGGACCUUUUGGUUUGUAACUUCCUGCCACGAUGCAAAGCCGAUGCUACGCAAUGGGCAAACUGGGGACUGGGUAGGCACCUUUGAAGGUCAUAAAGGGGCCGUGUUUUGUUCUGCCUUUAAUAAUGCCGCCACGUGCUUAGUUACCGGUAGUGGUGAUUACUCUGCUAUGGUGUGGGAUGCGAUUAAUGGGCACAAGUUGCACUCCUGGAAUCAUCCUAAAUACAUCAAGUCUUGCGAUUGGAUGGAGAAUAAAAUUGCCACUGGUUGCUUUGAUGGAGUAAUUCGUAUCUACGACGCGAAUAAGUAUGAUGCGGAUCCGGUUUCUUUCGGAGAACCGGACGCUACUAAUGUCAAAGCCACCUAUUUUAUUGAUCCUAACACCAUGGUGACAUCGUGUGAAAAUACUAUUCUAAAAUGGGAUUUGCGUGAUGUCUCAGCUCCGUACUUGCGUCUUGAGAUUCCCCGCCUGAACUUUCUGGAGUACACCCAUCGUCAUUCCAUAGUUGCUGCCCAUGAGAAGAGCAUCAGCUUUAUUGAUACAACCUCCUUGGAGAUUAAAAAUAGCUUCACCACUAGCGAAGGUGUGGAGUGUGCUUCGCUUUCACCUAAUGGGCAAAAUGUAGCGGCAGGGUCAAAGUUGAAGGCGAAGGAGUUUUCUAUUGAUGGGACGGAACUAGAAUCUAACCGUGGGCACCAUGGUCCGAUUUUUCAUAUCCGUUGGGCUCCUGAUGGAAACUCGUAUGCAACCGGCGCAGAGGAUGGAAUGGUGCGUGUUUGGCCAUCUCACGAGAUCAUUGAAAAGUAUGAGAAUGUUUCGUAGGGUUUGAAAUUCUAAAAUUUCCAUCUUUUUAUGCAUUAGAAGGGAAGGAUAUCUGAAAAAGAAGAAACAGAAAUCAAAAGCAUGCAAGACAAAAAAAAUCAAAUGCACACCCAUUUUGUCCUUAACUGUUGAAUCCAAUAUUAUUUGGAGGAGCAAGCGCUGACGAAAAUAAAUUUUAAAGGUAAAUGGGUAAGUAAAGUCUAAAUGCUUCCUUCUAAAACCUAGUGUUUUAGUAUUAACAAUAACGAUGGUAAUUAGAAAUGAUCUAGAGAUGUGAAAAGUUUCUUUUCGCUAAACGUGCCAUCGACUUUUAAAAUUAUGAAAUGCUAUUCUGUUCUAAUUCGCAUUUUUUCACAUUUUUGAGAUUUAUCCUUAUUUUUCUUGAUAGUUACAAAGGCACCAUUUGCUUGCUUCUCAUAUAAAGAACCUUUUCUCCACAGUCAUGUCAUCCCCUGAAUUUCGAAACUUCGCCCCUGCCGUUAACGGCAACCCUCAAAAAAAGCUCCCCUCUCAAGUGCUUUCCAAGAAGGCGCCCCCUAAAAAGUCAUCUCCCAAGAAGGCAUCCCCUAAAAAGUCAUCACCCAAGAAGGCGUCUCCGAAGAAGGUUGCAGCUAAGAAAGCUUCUGUAAAGAAGGCAGCCGCAGGGUUUGCUGCCAAAAAGGUUGCUGCCAAGAAGGUUGUUUCCAAGAAGGCAUCUCCCAAGAAGGUUGGUGCCAAGAAGGUUGUUGGCAAAAAGGCAUCCCCCAGGAAGAAUGUUGCCAAAAAGGCACCUGUCAAGAAGGCUGCUAAAGUAUGAGAUGGUACCUCCUGUGGGACUUUGAAUAGAUUAUGAUUAGACCUAAUCUAUCAUAAUCUAUGACUACUGAAAAACGGUAGCAUUUUAUUCAGAUGUCUACCAUUUUUCAAAAUCAUAGAGAACCUUUUUUUAUUUAUUUUUACCCUUUUUUAUCUGAAAAUUACUCAAUAUCUGUUAUGUUUCUUACCCUUUUUAUUUUCAGUAUUCCAAUAAUUACUUAUAUUUAUUUCAACUCGGAAAAUAAAUGGGAAAUGAUAUCAUCAGAAAUUACUAAUAUAUAUAUCUUUUUUAUUAUUGAAAA